UCUUCUUCUCUUUUCUCUUUCUUAUUAUUUUUUUAAUUUUUUCCCUGUUUUAUAUCUCUUCCCUUCACUCUUGUUUUCUUCUUCUUUCAUACCAUUCCCAGAUUCAGAUUUCUUUAUUUGGUUGAGUUUGGUGAGAUUUAUGGGGUUUGAGAUGAAACCAGAGAAAGAUGUUUUGGAAUUGAUUUCUACUAAGAAUCAAUGUAAGGCUAAUCCCAAUUCUGUUAAUAACAAGAAGAAGAAGAAGAACAAGAACAAGAAGAGCAAGAAGAUGAUGAUGACGUGGCGACGGAAGAAGAUUGAUUCUCCGGCGGAUGAGAUCACGCCGGUGCGGCGGCUCUUUAAUACUUGCAAACAAGUGUUCUCUGAUUGUGGUCCUGGUGUUGUUCCUUCUCUUGAUAAAAUCCAACAGCUUCGAGAUAUUCUUGACAAUAUGAAACCAGAGGAUGUCGGUUUAACUCCGACCAUGCCGUAUUUCCGACCAACCGUCCGAACGGAGAAUGGUUCUUCGCCGCCGAUAACCUAUCUGCAUCUACACGAAUGUGCUCAAUUCUCGAUUGGUAUAUUCUGUUUGCCGCCUUCUGGCGUCAUUCCACUUCAUAACCAUCCUGGGAUGACAGUGUUUAGUAAGAUUCUCUUUGGUACAAUGCACAUCAAGUCGUAUGAUUGGGUGGUUGAUGCUCCAAUGAGAGAUCCAAAAACCCGGCUAGCAAAACUGAAGGUGGACUCAACAUUCACCGCACCAUGCAACGCCUCGAUUUUGUAUCCUGAAGAUGGCGGGAACAUGCAUAGGUUCACAGCGGAAACAGCUUGCGCGGUGCUAGACGUGCUCGGCCCUCCUUACUCCAAUCCAGAAGAUUGCACUUAUUUUCUAGACUUCCCUUUCGACAAACUCUCAUUAGAGGACGAGGAGAUUUUGAGAAGUGAAGAGGAGAAGGAAGGUUAUGCAUGGCUGCAAGAAAGGGAUGAUAAACCAGAGGAUCAUACGAACGUAGUCGGAGCAUUAUAUAGAGGCCCAAAGGUUGAAGAUUGAGAGCUUUUAUAUCCAUUUCACUUCUCAGAUUUCAAAUCAGUUUCUUUUUUCUUAGUUUAAAAUUCUUCUUUGUACAUAAAAAAACAAAAAAGGAAAGCAAAACAGGAAAAAAGGAAAAAUCUUUACUGGUUUUAGUUUAAAUCUUGGUCUCCGUUCAACUUCUUUCUUUCCAAUAGUAACCAAAAUAAAAUAGACUUGACCUUGUUAUA
This is a messenger RNA of Capsella rubella, 1239 nucleotides long. Its product is annotated as plant cysteine oxidase 1. The record is from RefSeq and is a predicted model, not a curated record. The transcript is spliced from 5 exons. The coding region runs from base 140 to 1030 and encodes 296 amino acids. Gene Ontology annotation, molecular function: oxidoreductase activity, acting on single donors with incorporation of molecular oxygen, incorporation of two atoms of oxygen. NCBI's taxonomy places the organism in Eukaryota, Viridiplantae, Streptophyta, Magnoliopsida, Brassicales, Brassicaceae.